Aricia agestis (brown argus) is the source of this 2261-nucleotide messenger RNA. RefSeq names its product potassium voltage-gated channel protein Shaw-like. The transcript is spliced from 10 exons. The record is from RefSeq and is a predicted model, not a curated record. Gene Ontology annotation, biological process: protein homooligomerization; potassium ion transmembrane transport. Gene Ontology annotation, molecular function: delayed rectifier potassium channel activity; protein binding. Gene Ontology annotation, cellular component: dendrite membrane; axon; neuronal cell body membrane. NCBI's taxonomy places the organism in Eukaryota, Metazoa, Arthropoda, Insecta, Lepidoptera, Lycaenidae. The coding region runs from base 128 to 2080 and encodes 650 amino acids.
ACGGCCGCGCGCGGAAACCGGCACGCGCGUGAUUCGAAUUCCGAAUGUUUUGUUUUUUUUCUUUGAAGUUUACAGCCAGUGUCACAUGUGGCCAGUGGUAGUGAGAUGUUGACGGAGUUGAGCAGAUAUGGAUGGGGAGAACCGCAUCAUUUUGAACGUUGGCGGCAUCAGAUACGAAACCUAUAAAGCGACACUGAAGAAGAUCCCGGCGACGCGGCUCUCGCGGCUGACGGAGGCGCUGGCCAACUACGACCCCGUCCUCAACGAGUACUUCUUCGACAGGCACCCCGGGGUCUUCGCGCAGGUGCUCAACUACUACAGAACUGGCAAGCUGCACUACCCCACAAAUGUCUGCGGGCCACUGUUCGAGGAGGAGCUGGAGUUCUGGGGCCUGGACUCCAACCAGGUGGAGCCCUGCUGCUGGUCUACAUACAGCAUACACAGGGACACUCAGAAUACCCUGGCCAUCCUGGACAAGUUGGACAUCGACAGCGAGAAGCCGUCAGAGGAGGAGAUCGCCAGGAUCUUCGGUUACGAGGAGGCUUACCAUGCUGGCGAGCUGGGGAUCUGGCAGCGCCUUAAGCCGCGCGUGUGGGCACUGUUUGAUGAACCCUCCAGCAGUUCUGCCGCUAAGGUGAUAUCAGGCGCGUCAGUCUUCUUCAUCUGCGUGUCAGUCCUGUGCUUCUGUCUGAAGACCCACCCGGAGCUGCGCGUUGUGGACCCCCUGGUGGACCUCCCCGUCAACUCCACCAUCCUGGAGGGGCCGUGGGACAACGGGACUCCCCAUGUCGCCUUCUUCUACAUCGAGCUAGUCUGCAAUGUCUGGUUCACCAUUGAGCUGCUGGUGCGAUCUGUGGUAGCGCCCAACAUUAUCGAAUUCGUGAAGUCCCCCGUCAAUAUCAUUGACUUCCUAGCAACGCUGAGCUUCUAUGUGGACGUGGUCGUGGAACUGACGGUGCUCAAACGUAACAUAGACAAAUCCGAUAUCCUGGAGUUCAUUUCCAUCAUCAAAAUCCUCAGGCUGUUCAAGCUGACGAGGCACAGCCCCGGACUGAAGAUCCUGGUCCACACCUUCAAAGCAUCAGCCAAGGAGUUGACUCUGCUGGUGUUUUUUCUGGUGCUCGGCAUAGUAAUCUUCGCGAGUCUGGUGUAUUAUGCGGAGAAGUCGCAGGACAACCCCGACAAUCAGUUCAAGUCAAUCCCGCUCGGCCUGUGGUGGGCGAUAGUGACCAUGACCACGGUGGGCUACGGGGACAUGGCGCCCAAGACCUACCUGGGUAUGUUCGUGGGCGCGUUGUGCGCGCUGGCCGGCGUGCUCACGAUCGCGCUGCCUGUUCCCGUGAUCGUGUCAAACUUCUCCAUGUUCUACUCGCAUACGCAAGCACGGUCGAAACUGCCGAAGAAAAGACGACGGGUGCUGCCCGUGGAACAACCCCGGAGGAAACGCGAUGCCAGCGCUUCCAACCGGCGGGUGAACGCGGUAAAACACCCCGUGGUACUGAAGGAGAUACCAGUGAAUAAUAAAUUAGGAGUAAACGGUAUGAACAUGAUAAGCCUAGCACUCCAGGGGCCAUCGAGUAUGCUCCGACCGCCGAUCACCCAACCCCUUCAAGCCAGGGCACCCAUAGUCGAGAGUCCCAUAGUGAACACGCAAAGCGGCGCGAUAUCGCUCGCGUCCCUGCAACCACCUCUGGUGACCGCUCCACCCUUACAACCUCGCCCUGCCACCACCGGAGCCCUAGACCUCAUGCUGCCUCUGCAACCCAAGCUACUGCCAGGCUAUAACCUCCAAGCGUCAUAUCUCUCCAACACCCUCUCAACAGUGCGACCACCCGACCUGCCCAGUAGAAAACUAGUGAUCAUAAAACCAGUAAAUGAUAACUGUGAAAAAUUAGAUAGAGAUGAUAAUGAAAUUGUAAAUAUUGGUUUAGAAGAAAAUGACAAUUUAGAUGUAGAAGAGAACGAUAACGUUAUUGAGACUGUAGAUAUCAGUAAGAAAGAGGAUGAAAUCAAUUCUAACGUUGUAACUGAAACUAGUGACAGCACAGACAAUGUAAGUCCUAAUAAGAAUUCGGAGUAAGUGAUGAACCUAGCUGUAAACCCCAAUGUCUCAUUAGAUUUAAAAUUUUGAAAUUAAAAGUAGAAUAUACUAAAUUCGAUAUUAGCUCAGACCAAAUAAAAUGAAGAGAGAGUUCUGUAAGCCACAAAGCCAAGUCAAAUUAUACUGUAUUUUAAUACAACAUCACACACACAAUGUGUAU